AUGGCACAGGGCUACUACCUGGAUCAGGAAGUGUGCUUGGUUGCCUCUUCCUAUUUACUCUGGUCUAGUCUGCAUAAUCAGCCUCUGUAAACACUAGAUACUGAUACAGAAGCUGGCGGUGGUGGUAUGUGAACCAUUUCAGCAGGGCUGGGCUGCAUGGAAGACUGUGUAAUUCCUCCACUCCUCCCUAGACGCUUCAGUCGAGGAUACAUGCUGUUGUUUUUCUGCAGUCAUGAUGCAAAGGAGGCUGAAGUGUUCUCCAAACACUGACCUAGGGUCAGCUUUCCCUCUUGGCUUUCCCUUCCAAUCCCUAGCCUAGCUGAACUGGAAGAAGUCAUACAUAUGCAGUGUAUGACAGAAGACCGUGGAUCUAUCUCUGUAGAGGGAGAGCCUCUAGUCUACCCACACAUAGCUUGGCUCAGACAUCAGGGAGAUAACUGUUCAUGUGUUCUGUCUGAGGAAAGUCUCUUUUUGAGGGAGUUGGUGAGAGGGACACACUGAGGGUACUGUACUGGGACUGGGAGUGUGUUACUGUAGGAGAGAGUCUGAUUUACAAGGAGACUAACCUCAGAACUCAGCUAAACUGUCUGUUGUUCUGGUAUUUAAGCUCCAGAUUAACUAGACACCUACAGCCAGAAAUCCCACCUGGCUUCACAUGUUUGUAUCACAUUUGACUUGGUUUGGAUUUACAAGGCUGUUGGUUUUGUGCUAGAUGGGAGAAACUAUGCAGUGUGCCUUAUUGCUUUUCAGAUAGGCUAUAUGCAAUGAUAAGAGACCAUGCAGGGCGUGUGUAGUAGCAAUACAGGAAAGAUAGUGUGUGAAGAAUCACCUUCCAGACAUUGGAAUUCCUGUUACUAACCCUUAAAGGAAGAGGAUUUUCUUUACUCAAUGGUGGAUUUAGUGUAAUAAUACCAUAAUAACACAGGGUCUACUACUCCUGCAGUCCCCUCUCAUCUUGGACAGUGUUCUGGUAGGAUGCCACAAUCCAGGAAGCAGGAGAUCCAGGCUCAUUUUAGACCUCUUCAAUCAGUAACUUGAGAAUGCCUUAAACUGUUCCUCUAUUGAGGAUUACCGGUACUUUGUAUCCCAAAUCUACCCCUGGGCAUCACAUUAUUAUAUUCAUCAAUAGAUCUACAGGAGAGCUUUAGGUAGGGGCUAGGGGUCAACCUGAGUCUUUAAAAUAAUGUGUAUAACUCAACCAAUGUGUUAACUGUUUGUGUCUUCCGUCCAGGUGUCCUAGUGUGUUCUGGUUCUACCCCAGAGAUGGCACAGCGGAGCGGGCAGGAGGACCCGGAGCGGUACCUUUUUGUGGACCGCGCCGUGGUCUACAACCCGGCCACGCAGGCCGACUGGACGGCCAAGAAACUUGUAUGGAUCCCAUCGGAGCGCCACGGCUUCGAGGCGGCCAGCAUCCGUGAGGAGCGCGGCGACGAGGUGGUGGUGGAGCUGGCUGAGAACAGCAAGAAGGCCAUGGUGAACAAGGAUGAUAUCCAGAAGAUGAACCCUCCCAAGUUCAGUAAGGUGGAGGACAUGGCCGAGCUCACGUGUUUGAACGAGGCCUCAGUGCUGCACAACCUGAAGGACCGCUACUACUCGGGCCUCAUCUACGUAAGUAGGAUAGAAGUCCUGCUUUUUCUGACUUGAGAAAAUCAGGAGUAGGCUUCUUUACCUUACAUUGGUAUCUUAUUGAAGUGGACCAGUAGCCUUUCCCCUCCCCUUUUUGGGAUAUUGUACCCAACUACCCAUCACAUCAAUCAGCAUUGUCCAAUACCAAACCCACAGAGACCCCCAAAACCAUUUGUCCUUAGAUAUACCACCAUACUCCAGGUUCUAAUAAGUUGGCAAUGGUAUAAGCAAUGUCCCAGAUAACCAGUGUUUCCCCUGUGAUUACGGCCCACUUAGUGACAUGACAUGCAUUCCUGGAAUAGAUGGAAUGUCAGUUGGCCGCCUGAGACCCAGAGAGAAGGGAGGACAACUGUGAUUGCCUCCACAAUUCCACGGCACCAGCUAUUCCUGUGGUUCUCUCCCCAGGUGGCUGCAAUAAGAGGCAGUAAGAGAGCUUGGGGGAUGAGGUCAUUUUGGAAUGUUAAUGAAGCAGAGGUUUUAUUUUCACACUCACAUUGACUCACUGCAAGGUGCAAUAUGAGGGGAUGUAUGAGGGAUUUAAUGUUUAUUUUUUAAUGGAUUCUGAGGCUUGUGGAGUGGUCCUAGUUAAUGGCAUGUUGGCUGAUGUGGGAAUAUGUCAUUAGUUCCCAUGGGUUGCAUUAUAAGCCCUUUAACCCUGACUGCUCUCAAUAACAAACAUUAACACGCUCCAAUGCUCUAAGGCAGGGUUAACCAACUGGCGGUCCCCGGCCCGAUAUAAAAAAGAAAUGUGGUUUUUAUUUUUUAUUUUGUUUUAUUGUUGGACAUAGCUAAAAUACUGUUAAAACACCAGGAAAUCAGCUCCAAGUCAUUUUAAUUUUGGAAAUCUGUUCAAGUAUUCCCACACAUAAUAGAGAGACACAUGGGAUCCUAUACAAAUGUAAGCAAGGUUUGAAAUGAUUAUGUUUUAGUCAAAUAUUAUAUCAGUUUGAGCUUCUUGCUAUAAAUGAUUUGUAAUUAUGUACCAGCCGCUCAAUAACAUUUUUUGUUGAUCCCUGAUUUAGGGCUAGGGAGGUUACUACUACUAGUAACAAAGCGGGCCAUGUUGUCAUAGUAAUUGCCCUGCUAGAAAUGACAAGAAGGCCUCUCGACCCAAACCCUAUGCCCCGUCCAACACACUCCCCGGCUGGGGCUGGAUUGCUAAGCGAGCUCCAGGCUUUAGUGAGGCCCUGUCGGUGCUCCAUCCAUCCAUGUGGCUAGUAGUGCUAAUGUAAUGGCUCCCUGCCAAUGGGCCUGGUCUAUGCAGUAAUCAGCCAGCCAGGGAGGGAGGCCCAUGCUGAGUCAUUCACACAGACUAACCGUACCGCCAUCACAGGGCUCUUUGUCUCUCAGCAGAUAAGCAACAGCUGUCCCUGAAUAACUGGCAUAUUUUUGACCUUCAGUAGUACUGUACCAAACCCACUACUUGAUUAGAAAAUAACUCCCUGUCAAGUAGGGCUGACCCCAUUUAGUCGACUGGUCGAUUGUUUGGUCGUAAAUAGAUUUUAUUUUUCAUGGUGCACAAGACACCUGUCUAUUUUGCGCCUGUCUCAGUGGACUAAUCCAUUGCGGAGGCCACGGAGAUGGCACAGUCCAUCACUCUUAAGACAUGUGCUACUGAAAUUGUAAAUGGUUAUAUAAUGUAAGAAUAAUGGUGCAACACUAAUAAAUAUAAUUUUAUAACAAAUGCGCUUUCUCCCGUGAGGGAUAGCGGUCGCUGUCCGUGGUUCUGAAACGUAAUCUUCAGCGUGCCGUUGAAUUGGCAUCUUUCCCUAUAUGUUGCUAUUUGAAUAAUGGCGAAGUUAACCAUGCAUAUUGGUGUUGAGAACAAUGCGGCGGAGGCAGCAGCGGAGUGAGGAAAUGAGGAAACAUCCCUUGGUUUAAUUGUCUAAGAAAAUUGAGGAGAGAGGAAACCCCAACUUAAUUAGGUCUAUAAUCAAUAGCCUAACUGUUAAACGUGCCUGGCUUUAUAAAUCAUCCAUAUAUAUCUACAUUAUAUAACCAAUAAGACAGAUCCUGCUUCUGUUGCCAGAAUGAGUGUUUAUUUAAUAGCCUACUGAUUCCGUGAACACCAAGCCUCACGGAACCUCAAAAUGUAGAAUAAAGCAAUUUCACAAAUUCGGCUGUUUUUAAUCUUUGCUAUGCUGUAAUAAAGGCUUUACAACACUUUUUUCGUUAGAACAGAUUCUCUGGUAUUACUUUUCAUUUAUUUACUGUUGUUUACACUGUUCCAAACGGGCUGAAAAAUUAUAUGGUAAUCAAACAGCACCUGUUUGUCACACAUAAUGUGCACGCAGCUCUCGCUCCUAUACCCUCCUUUUUCUUGAUCUCCUUCUUCUUAUUGUUAUUAUUACAAUUAUUAUUAUGAUCACCAUUAUAAUAAGUAAUGUCAUUAUCAUCUGAAACCAUACCUCUUCAAACAGUAUCUUAAAUAAUCAUCCUCCUUACCUCGACACCCUCCCCCCCACCAAAGAAAACCUGAACCCCCCCUUUCUAGCUCUGACUCUACUUAUAGCUACUUUAUUGAGGAAAAAUUUACUUUCUAUGCCUGUGAUAUGUGGUUGUCCACCUAGCUAUCUUAAGACGAAUGCAACUGGAAGUUGCUCUGGAUGACUAAAAUCAAAACAAAUGUAGGCUUCUUAUAGUAGUAGCCUUGUAUAACCACCAUCGAUCUGUUGGCCUAAGAGCGCGUCCUGUUUAGUCUUAAUACCGUAACUUAUAUUUCAAUAUAUAGGCCACAGUAUCAAUCAAUCAAUCAUUCAUUCAUGUCAUCACACAGCAUACGAGUCAUUCAUGCUUUGAAAUGCAAUCAAGCAUUUUAGUUUUAAAAUCAAAUAACAAAGGGAGCUUUGGAUAAUUAGCCUAAACAAUAAAUAAACCACAAUUUACGAAUGCAUGCAACUGUUUUUACUCUUUGCUGUAAUAAAGGCUUUAUAUAUUUAUUUAUUUUCUUGUUAGAACAGACUCUGGUACAUUUAUAAUUUAUAUAGUGUCGUUUACACUUUUUCAAAUGGUCAGAAAAAAUUAUAAUAUUGUAAUCUAACAGUACCUGUUUGGUACACAAUAUUCACACAGCGCUUGCUCCUAUACCCUCCUUUUUCUUGAUUUCCAGUAGUUUCCACAACUACAGUGGGGGAAAAAAGUAUUUAGUCAGCCACCAAUUGUGCAAGUUCUCCCACUUAAAAAGAUGAGAGAGGCCUGUAAUUUUCAUCAUAGGUAAACGUCAACUAUGACAGACAAAAUGAGAAAAAAAAUCCAGAAAAUCACAUUGUAGGAUUUUUAAUGAAUUUAUUUGCAAAUUAUGGUGGAAAAUAAGUAUUUGGUCACCUACAAACAAGCAAGAUUUCUGGCUCUCACAGACCUGUAACUUCUUCUUUAAGAGGCUCCUCUGUCCUCCACUCGUUGCCUGUAUUAAUGGCACCUGUUUGAACUUGUUAUCAGUAUAAAAGACACCUGUCCACAACCUCAAACAGUCACACUCCAAACUCCACUAUGGCCAAGACCAAAGAGCUGUCAAAGGACACCAGAAACAAAAUUGUAGACCUGCACCAGCCUGGGAAGACUGAAUAUGCAAUAGGUAAGCAGCUUGGUUUGAAGAAAUCAACUGUGGGAGCAAUUAUUAGGAAAUGGAAGACAUACAAGACCACUGAUAAUCUCCCUCGAUCUGGGGCUCCACGCAAGAUCUCACCCCGUGGGGUCAAAAUGAUCACAAGAAUGGUGAGCAAAAAUCCCAGAACCACACGGGAGGACCUAGUGAAUGACCUGCAGAGAGCUGGGACCAAAGUAACAAAGCCUACCAUCAGUAACACACUACGCCGCCAGGGACUCAAAUCCUGCAGUACCAGACGUGUCCCCCUGCUUAAGCCAGUACAUGUCCAGGCCCGUCUGAAGUUUGCUAGAGUGCAUUUGGAUGAUCCAGAAGAGGAUUGGGAGAAUGUCAUAUGGUCAGAUGAAACCAAAAUAUAACUUUUUGGUAAAAACUCAACUCGUCGUGUUUGGAGGACAAAGAAUGCUGAGUUGCAUCCAAAGAACACCAUACCUACUGUGAAGCAUGGGGGUGGAAACAUCAUGCUUUGGGGCUGUUUUUCUGCAAAGGGACCAGGACGACUAAUCCUUGUAAAGGAAAGAAUGAAUGGGGCCAUGUAUCGUGAUAUUUUGAGUGAAAACCUCCUUCCAUCAGCAAGGGCAUUGAAGAUGAAACGUGGCUGGGUCUUUCAGCAUGACAAUGAUCCCAAACACACCGCCCGGGCAACGAAGGAGUGGCUUCGUAAGAAGCAUUUCAAGGUCCUGGAGUGGCCUAGCCAGCCUCCAGAUCUCAACCCCAUAGAAAAUCUUUGGAGGGAGUUGAAAGUCCGUGUUGCCCAGCGACAGCCCCAAAACAUCACUGCUCUAGAGGAGAUCUGCAUGGAGGAAUGGGCCAAAAUACCAGCAACAGUGUGUGAAAACCUUGUAAAGGCUUACAGAAAACGUUUGACCUGUGUCAUUGCCAACAAAGGGUAUAUAAAAAAGUAUUGAGAAACUGUUGUUAUAGACCAAAUACUUAUUUUCCACCAUAAUUUGCAAAUAAAUUCAUUAAAAAUCCUACAAUGUGAUUUUCUUGAUUUUUUUUCUCAUUUUGUCUGUCAUAGUUGACGUUUACCUAUGAUGAAAAUUACAGGCCUCUCAUCUUUUUAAGUGGGAGAACUUGCACAAUUGGUGGCUGACUAAAUACUUUUUUCCCCCACUGUAAGUCAAAUGUCUUCCACACAUCUGAAUUCCCCUUUCCCUCCUGAGCAACCAGUAAACAUUCCCGUGUUUUGAUUUUCUUUUUCAUGUCCUCCGCAUCCAUUUGGCUGUUACUUGUUACGAUGUUCGUAGUUUGUUAUAACCAAUUUAUUGAUGUGAUUAUGAUAGGCUAUAGGUCAGGACCUAUUGGUCUCGUGCAUGCAAUGCAUACAUGUUUCACGUAAAGAGAGCAAGGGUUGAGGGAACAGGGAAUGUUUAUAUUUUUAAUACAAAUGAGGUAUUUCGGUAAUAUAACUUCAGUCAGAGAAACAAAAUGGCUGUAAUUAUGUUGCAGCUUCAGCGCAAUAAACACUUGAUGUGCUGCCUGUUCGCUGCAGCAGGGAGGAGAGAGAGAGACAACGUGCGCCCAUCACAAAGGCACAAGCUGUCAUAUUUUUUUAACACAGUGUGGCCAUCAGGCUCCCUCUUAAGUCAUUUGUGUGUCUUAAUUAUUUCAUCAAACAGUAUCAGACAAGCUCGGGGCAGAACGGCAGAUUUUUCCACCUUGCCGGCUCGGGCAAGGUUAAGAGCCCAACGCUCUUAACCACUAGGCUACGCAACUGAGCCUUUUUAAACCGAAGGUUAGCAAUGCUAACAGAUACAUGUAAAAUCCUAUAGAGAAUGCUAACUAAAUGCUAACGAGAGCAUUGCAAACAUUAUAUACAGUUAUAAAGUUAUACAAGUAACAAAAAAAUGCUACUCACAGUUUGCUGCACGCACAAAACAAACAUUAGACAGCAAGGCUCUUGAUCAGGGUUUCCGUUAGCUGGUAAUAGCCGGCUUUUGGCCGAUACAAAAAUAGAAAAGACGAUAAAUAAAAUUGGCACUGGCCAAUUGUCCUUGGCCAGGAGAAGAAAAAAAUUCCCAUAGUGAAAUUUUUAGCCUAUUCAUUGAUAGAAAUACUAGACGAUGGAAAUACAUUUGACUGGUUAUGCUUAUCGAUCUAUAGGUUAAUUUGCAUAAUUUAGUGCAAUGAAAUUGCCGCUUGUGUAUAUUUGUUAUGUAUCUUAUUUAGCAUGCAUAGCAUACAGAGCCUUUGAGCGGAAAAUCUGUCAGACAACGCUUUUAUAAGCCCAAUCAUUGCGCAACAAUUCUAAACGCAAUCGUGUGUUGAAAAUAGCUUUGAUGGCCAAAAUUAAAAAGAGCUACUAUUUUUAUUUCUCAACCGGUAAUUGAAGUGCACUUCCCAUUCACCAUUCAAAUAAUUAGGCAACGGAAGGCAGGCUUCGUCACUGCGUCACACAACACUUUGCAAUGAGCUGUAGCCAGUAUGCAUUUUGAAAACAUAUACUUAAUUGUUUGAAACCUGAACGUUUUACUACAUAUUAUGAGGCAUGUUUUACCUUGCUUCAAAGUAGCCUAGGCAAAAUCCGACCAUAUCCGAGGAGGCAAUUAUUUUAUAAAGACUUCCAUAUGCCAUUGAAACCAGUAGCCUAUUUCUCUCAUGUUCUAUUGCUUGUGCGCAUUGCUGUGCUUAUAAUGUGAAGAAAUAAUAGUUUAUCAACAUUUUACGCAAAAUGUUUUGAUCUGUUGCAUCAGACUCAUUGCGUUAGAUGUUGUUGUUUUUUAUGUAGCCUAAUACUGGUUGUAUGAAUUUAGGAUCUAUCGUCCCACAACUGUCCCAGAGUGGAAUGGGCUAUUUCUUUCUCUACAAGCUGACCAAUAGAAUAGGUAAACCUUUCUAGUAUGGGGGGUAGUAGAUUGAAAGGGGCUUUUGAUUUUGCUGUUUGUUACUCGUCUUGUUAUCUGAGGAAAAGUAAAUGUGUCUAACAUCUUCAAAGUGCUCAUUGGAAUUCAGUAAGAAGGACGCACGUCGUUGCAUCCUCAACUUGCAUGUUCUGUUAAAAUGAAUUACCAUAAUAUAAAUAUGAUUUCUGUCAUUCUGAGCACCAUGGGUGGACGCCCUAAUCAGGUUAUGCACCCAAUGGAUAUGGGUCCGGUAAAUGUAUCAAAUGUCCAGUAAAUUAAAAUGGUGCUGGUCAAAUGUCCAACACCACAUUUUCCUAACGGAAACCCUGCUCUUGAUCCAGGAGGGGAUAUUCUGCUGUUACUCAACAAAGAAGCAAACCACUAAAUUAGCAAACCAAAUGCACAACUGCAGUGCAUUUAGCACAUUGUAGACAGUUAACUUAAUAGUUAUAAAAUAUCUAGCUGGCAAACAUUUAGUUGUGAAUGUAACUAGAUCGCCUGGUGUGUGCUGCACAACAGUGAGUGACUCACAAGGCUCCGGUCUGUCAUUGUUGUGUGCUUGUAAACAAACACCACGUGACUGAGGACUACGGGUAAGCUUUAUAAUGAAAAAUGAUGUGACAGAUGAAAUGAAGAACGCAAUCUUCUUUAUCUCCUAACGUAUUGCACAAGUUGAGUGCAGGUAUUAACUUAAAAAGUAGCUACAAAUAUUCAAAUGUAUUAAACUUCAAAGAAAUAGUUUCAAUAGUAUUGACGGGAUUGAAAAAUCAUCCUGUGAGCUAUUUCCAAAUACCCCGGUAUAUGUACAGUGCCUUCGGAAAGUAUUCAGAUCCCUUGACUUUUUCCACAUUUUGUUACGUUACAGCCUUACUCUUUUCCCCUCAUCAAUCUACACACAAUACCCCAUAAUGAAAUGUUUGCUAAUUUAUAAAAAAGAAAAAACUGAAAUAUCACAUUUACGUAAGUAUUCAGACCCUUUACUCAGUGCUUUGUUGAAGCACCUUUGGCAGCGAUUACAGCCUCAAGUCUUCUUGUGAAUGACGCUACAAGCUUGGCACACCUGUAUUUGGGGAGUUUCUCCCAUUCUUGUCUGUAGAUCCUCUCAAGCUCUGUCAGGUUGGAUGGGGAGCUUUGCUGCACAGCUAUUUUCAGGUCUCUCCAGAGAUACUAGAUCGAGGUCAAGUCCGGGCACUGGCUGGGCCACUCAUGGACACUCAGAGACUUGUCCCGAAGCCACUCCUGCGUUGUCUUGGCUGUGUGCUUAGGGUCGUUGUCCUGUUGGAAGGUGAACCUUCGCCCCAGUCUGAGGUCCUGAGCGCUCUGGAGCAGGUUUUCAUUAAGGAUCUCUCUGUACUUCGCUCCGUUCAUCUUUGCCUCGAUCCUGACUAGUCUCCCAGUCCCUGCCGCUGAAAAACAUCCCCACGGCAUGAUGCUGCCACCACCGUGCUUCACCAUAGGGAUGGUGCCAGGUUUCCUCCAGACGUGACGCUUGGCAUUCAGGCCAAAGAGUUCAAUCUUGGUUUCAUCAGACCAGAGAAUCUUGUUUCUCAUGGUCUGAGAGUCUUUAAAAUCCAAGCGGGCUGUCAUGAGAAGUGGCUUCCGUCUGGCCACUCUACAAUAAAGGCCUGAUUGGUGGAGUGCUGCAGAGAUGGUGGUCCUUCUAGAAGGUUCUCCCAUCUCCCCAGAGGAACUCUACGAGCUCUGUCAGAGUGAUAAUUGGGUUCUUGCUCACCUCCCUAACCAAGGCCCUUCUUCCACGAUUGCUCAGUUUGGCUGGGCGGCCAGCUCUAGGAAGAGUCUUGGUGGUUCCAAACUUCUUCCAUUUAAGAAUGAUGGAGGCCACUGUGUUUUUGGGGACCUUCAAAGGUGCAGACAUUUUUUGGUACCCUUCCCCAGAUAUGUGCCUCGACACAAUCCUGUCUCGGAGCUCUACAGACAAUUCCUUCGACCUCAUGGCUUGGUUUUUGCUCUGACAUGCACUGUCAACUGUGGGACCUUAUAUAGACAGCUGUGUACUUUUCCAAAUCAUGUCCAAUCAAUUGAAUUUACCACAGGUGGACUCCAAUCAAGUUGUAGAAACAUCUCAAGGAUGAUCAAUGGAAACAGGAUGCACCUGAGCUCAAUUUCGAGUCUCAUAGCAAAGGGUCUGAAUAAUUAUGUAAAAACGUUUUUAUUUUAAUUUUAUAUGUAUACAGUUGAAGUCGGAAGUUUACAUACACUUAGGUUGGAGUCAUUAAAACUUGUUUUUCAACCACUCCAUACAUUUCUUGUUAACAAACUAUAGUUUUGGCAAGUCGGUUAGGACAUGCACUUUGUGCAUGACACAAGUAAUUUUUCCAACAAUUGUUUACAGACAGAUUAUUUCACUUAUAAUUCACUGAAUCACAAUUCCAGUGGGUCAGAAGUUUACAUAAACUAAGUUGACUGUGCCUUUAAACAGCUUGGAAAAUUCCAGAAAAUGAUGUCAUGGCUUUAGAAGCUUCUGAUAGGCUAAUUGACAUCAUUUGAGUCAAUUGGAGGUGUACCUGUAGAUGUAUUUCAAGGCCUACCAUCAAACUCAGUGCCUAUUUGCUUGACAUCAUGGGAAAAUCAAAAUAAAUCAGCCAAGACCUCAGAAAUAGAAUUGUAGACCUCCACAAGUCUGGUUCAUCAUUGGGAGCAAUUUCCAAGCGCCUGAAGGUACCACCUUCAUCUGUACAAACAAUAGUAUGCAAGUAUAAACACCAUGGGACCACGCAGGCGUCAUACCGCUCAGGAAGGAGAUGCGUUCUGUCUCCUAGAGAUGAAUGUACUUUGGUGCGAAAAGUGCAAAUCAAUCCCAGAACAACAGAAAAUUACCUUGUGAAGAUGAUAGAGGAAACAGGUACAAAAGUAUCUAUAUCCACAGUAAAACGAGUCCUAUAUCGACAUAACUUGAAAGGCCGCUCAGCAAGGAAGAAGACACUGCUCCAAAACCACCAUAAAAAACCCAGACUACGGUUUGCAACUGCACAUGGGGACAAAGAUCGUACUUUUUGGAGAAAUGUCCUCUGGUCUGAUGAAACAAAAAUAGAACUGUUUGGCCAUAAUGACCAUUGUUAUGUUUGGAGGAAAAAGGGGAAUGCUUUCAUGCCGAAGAACACCAUCCCAAUCGUGAGGCACGGGGGUGGCAGCAUCAUGCUGUGGGGGUGCUUUGCUGCAGGAGGGACUGGUGCACUUCACAAAAUAGAUGGCAUCAUGAGGAAGGAAAAUUAUGUGAAUAUAUUGAAGGAACAUCUCAAGACAUCAGUCAGGAAGUUAAAGCUUGGUCGCAAAUGGUCUUCCAAAUAUAUACAUUUACAUUUUUUUUACAUUUUAGUCAUUUAGCAGACGCUCUUAACCAGAGCGACUUACAGGAGCAAUUAGGGUUAAGUGCCUUGCUCAAGGGCACAUUAACGUCAUUUAGCAGACGCUCUUAGCCAGAGCGACUCACAAAUUGGUGCGUUCACCCUAUAGCCAGUGGGAUAACCACUUUACAAUUUGGGGGGGGGGGGGGGGGGGUUAGAAGGAAUACUUUAUCCUAUCCCAGGUAUUCCUUAAAGAGGUGGGGUUUCAAAUGUCUCCGGAAGGUGGUGAGUGACUCCGCUGUCCUGGCGUCGUGAGGGAGCUUGUUCCACCAUUGGGGUGCCAGAGCAGCGAACAGUUUUGACUGGGCUGAGCGGGAGCUGUGCUUCCGCAGAGGAAGGGGAGCCAGCAGGCCAGAGGUGGAUGAACGCAAUGUCCUCGUUUGGGUGUAGGGACUGAUCAGACCCUGAAGGUACAGAGGUGCCGUUCCCCUCACUGCUCCAUAGGCAAGCACCAUGGUCUUGUAGCGGAUGCGAGCUUCAACUGGAAGCCAGUGGAGUGUGCGGAGGAGGGGGGUGACGUGAGAGAACUUGGGAAGGUUGAACACCAGACGGGCUGCGGCAUUCUGGAUGAGUUGUAGGGGUUUAAUGGCACAGGCAGGGAGCCCAGCCAACAGCGAGUUGCAGUAGUCCAGACGGGAGAUGACAAGUGCCUGGACCAGGACCUGCGCCGCUUCCUGUGUAAGGCAGGGUCGCACUCUCCGAAUGUUGUAGAGCAUGAACCUGCAGGAGCGGGUCACCGCCUUGAUGUUGGCGGAGAACGACAGGGUGUUGUCCAGGGUCACGCCUAGGCUCUUCGCACUCUGGGAGGAGGACACAGCGGAGUUGUCAACCGUGAUGGCGAGAUCAUGGAACGGGCAGUCCUUCCCCGGGAGGAAGAGCAGCUCCGUCUUGCCAGGGUUCAGCUUGAGGUGGUGAUCCGUCAUCCAUACUGAUAUGUCUGCCAGACAUGCAGAGAUGCGAUUCGCCACCUGGUUAUCAGAAGGGGGAAAGGAGAAGAUUAGUUGUGUAUCGUCAGCGUAGCAAUGAUAGGAGAGACCAUGUGAGGAUAUGACAGAGCCAAGUGACUUGGUGUAUAGGGAGAAAAGGAGAGGGCCCAGAACCGAUCCCUGGGGGACACCAGUGGUGAGAGCACGUGGUGCGGAGACAGCUUCCCGCCACGCCACUUGGUAGGAGCGACCGGUCAGGUAGGACGCAAUCCAGGAGUGAGCCGCGCCGGAGAUGCCCAUCUCGGAGAGGGUGGAGAGGAGGAUCUGAUGGUUCACAGUAUCAAAGGCAGCAGACAGGUCUAGAAGGACAAGAGCAGAGGAGAGAGAGUUAGCUUUAGCAGUGCGGAGAGUCUCCGUGACACAGAGAAGAGCAGUCUCAGUUGAAUGACCAGUCCUGAAACCUGAUUGGUUUGGAUCAAGAAGGUCAUUCUGAGAGAGAUAGCAAGAGAGUUGGCUAAAGACGGCACGCUCAAUAGUUUUGGAAAGAAAAGAAAGAAGGGAUACUGGUCUGUAGUUGUUGACAUCAGUGGGGUCGAGUGUUGGUUUUUUGAGGAGGGGAGCAACUCUCGCUCUCUUGAAGACGGAAGGGACAUGGCCAGCGGUCAAGGAUGAGUUGAUCAGCGAGGUGAGGUAGGGGAGAAGGUCACCGGAGAUGGUCUGGAGAAGGGAGGAGGGGAUGGGGUCAAGCGGGCAGGUUGUUGGGCGGCCUGCAGUCACAAGUCGCAGGAUUUUAUCUGGAGAGAGAGGGGAGAAAGAAGUCAAAGCAUAGGGUAGGGCAGUGUGAGCAGGACCAGCAGUGUUAUUAGACUUAACAAACGAGGAUCGGAUGUCGUCAACCUUCUUUUCAAAGUGGUUGACGAAGUCAUCCACAGAGAGAGAGGAGGUGGGGGGGGGGGGGGGAGGAGGAUUCAGGAGGGAGGAAAAUGUGGCAAAGAGCUUCCUAGGGUUAGAGGCAGAUGCUUGGAAUUUAGAGUGGUAGAAGGUGGCCUUAGCAGCAGAAACAGAUGAAGAAAAUGUAGAGAGGAGGGAGUGAAAAGAUGCCAGGUCGGUAGGGAGUUUAGUUUUCUUCCAUUUCCUCUCCGCUGCCCGGAGCUCUGUUCUGUGAGCUCGCAGUGAGUCAUCAAGCCACGGAGCUGGGGGGGAGGACCGAGCCGGCCGGGAGGAUAGGGGACACAGAGAGUCAAAGGAUGCAGAAAGGGAGGAGAGGAGGGUUGAGGAGGCAGAAUCAGGAGAUUGGAGGGAGAAGGAUUGAGCAGAGGGAAGAGAUGAUAGGAUGGAAGAGGAGAGAGUAGUGGGAGAGAGAGAGCGAAGGUUGCGGCGGCGCAUUACCAUCUGUGUAGGGGCAGAGUGAGUAGUGUGGGAGGAGAGCGAGAGAGAAAAGGAAACAAAGUAGUGGUCGGAGACUUGGAGGGGAGUUGCAGUGAGAUUAGUAGAGGAGCAGCAUCUGGUGAAGAUGAGGUCAAGCGUAUUGCCUGCCUUGUGAGUAGGGGGGGACGGUGAGAGGGUGAGGUCAAAAGAGGAGAGGAGUGGAAAGAAGGAGGCAGAGAGAAAUGAGUCAAACGUGGACAUAGGGAGGUUGAAAUCCCCCAAAACUGUGAGGGGUGAGCCAUCCUCAGGAAAGGAACUUAUCAAGGCGUCAAGCUCGUUAAUGAACUCUCCAAGGGAACCUGGAGGGCGAUAGAUGACAAGGAUAUUAAGCUUAAAUGGGUUAGUGACUGUGACAGCAUGGAAUUCAAAUGAGGAGAUAGACAGAUGGGUUAGGGGAAAAAUUGAGAAUGUCCACUUGGGAGAGAUGAGGAUUCCUGUACCACCACCCCUCUGACCAGAUGCUCUCGGGGUAUGCGAGAACACAUGGUCAGACGAGGAGAGAGCAGUAGGAGUAGCCGUGUUUUCAGUGGUGAUCCAUGUUUCCGUCAGCGCCAGGAAGUCGAGGGACUGGAGGUUGGCAUAGGCUGGGAUGAAGUCAGCUUUGUUGGCAGCAGAACGGCAGUUCCAGAGGCUGCCUGCGACCUGGAACUCCAGGUGAGGGGUGCGAGCAGGGACCACCAGGUUGGAGAGGCAGCAGCCGCGCGGUGUUGUGCGUUGUUUGUGUAGCCUGCGCAGAGAGGAGAGAACAGGGAUAGGCAGAGGCAUAGUUGACAGGCUGUAGCAAAUGGCUACAAAAAUGCAGAGGAGAUCGGAAUGAAAUGAGCUAAGCAUCUGGGAGAGGAGAGAGGGGGGCCUCCCUCACCAAAAACUUCUACCUCAGAAACUAAAAUUGUUUCACUGAACAGUUGUUCAAUGUUUAAAGGAAUAAACUCAAACCCACUUUAUUCAGCUAGCCAACUAUGACACCAUAGCUGACUAGCAUGCUAGCAUCCAAUAACACACAGUUUAACACACAGUUAAGCACAAAUACUCACAACAAACCACCAAUAGUGUGUUAACUAGCUAACCAGCAUGCCAGCAUCCAGUAACACACAGCCAAGCACAAACACUUGGUCACAGCAAACCACCAAUAGUGUGAUAACACACUAAACAGAUCAUUCGUGUCUGUGUCAAGUUCCUUUCAUGGCGCAGCAAUGAUUCAACAUUGGCUAGCUAGGACAAGUAUAUUGUAAUUAGCUGCUACCGUACCGUCCGCUGGUCGUGCUGGGUAGCUAGGUCGUGCUGGGUAGCUAGCAAUGGCCACUGUGUUGGCUUUGUUUUAAGAACGGCUAGCUAGCUAGCUUCGUGCUACACCCGGCACACAAUGGCUACUGUGUUGACUCUGACUCUGUUCGAAAAAAAACGGCUAAUUAGCUCGCUUCGUGCUACAGCCGGCACGGCGGAAGACACUGCCAAGACACAGUAGCUACCCACGAUACCUAGCUAUGACGCCGUAGCUGACUAGCAAGAUAGCAUCCAUUAACACACAAUUAGCACCAAUACUUGGUUACAACAAACUGCCAAGAGUGUGUUAGCACACUAAACAGAUGAUUCAUGUCCGUGUCUAGUUCCUUACAUAACGCAGAACGCAGCAAAAAUUAAACGUUGGCUAGAAGCACAUUUAACAGUGGGAACAGCUAAUCGUUACCAGUAGCUACCCGCUAGCUAGCUAGCCUCGUGCUUCGAUACUAACCUACAAUAGCCUACGGAAACCUACAAUAACAACAAUACUACAACAACAACUAUACUAACCUAUAAUAAUAAAUACAAUACCAAACUACACUAACUACCAACCUACGAUCUAAUGCAUGGUUAAGCUAUACUCAACACCAAAUGAGAAGUUUGCUUACCUCCAGCUAGAGAGCUAGAGAGCUAGAGAAAAACACGUCCUCUCCCGACUGCUGCUCCCAGUCUUAUAUACAGUUGACAGACAAAGUUUAUAUACACCUUAGCCAAAUACAUUUAAACUCAGUUUUUCACAAUUCCUGACAUUUAAUCCUAGUAAUAAUUCCCUGUCUUAGGUCAGUUAGAAUCACCACUUUAUUUUAAGAAUGUGAAAUAUCAGAAUAAUAGUAGAGAGAAUGAUUUAUUUCAGCUUUUAUUUCUUUCAUCACAUUCCCAGUGAGUCAGAAGUCUACAUUCACUCAAGUAGUAUUUGGUAGAAUUGCCUUUAAAUUGUUUAACCUGGGUCAAACGAUUCGGGUAGCCUUCCAUAAGCUUCCCACAAUAAAUUGGGUGACCCACUGGAAUUGUGAUACAGUGAAUUAUAAGUGAAAUAAUCUGUCUGUAAACAAUUGUUGGAAAAAUUACUUGUGUCAUGCACAAAGUAGAUGUCCUAACCGACUUGCCAAAGCUAUAGUUUGUUAACAAGAAAUUUGUGGAGUGGUUGAAAAACGAGUUUUAAUUACAUGACUCCAACCUAAGUGUAUGUAAACUUCUGACUUUAACUGUAUACAUUUGCAACAAUUUCUAAAAGGGAGAGAAAGUAUUCAGACUCUUGACUUUUUCCACAAAGGGUCUGUAAAUAAGGUAUUUUUAUUUUAUUUUAUAAAUUUGCAACAAUUUCUAAAAACCUGUUUUCGCUUUGUCAUUAUGGGGUAUUGUGUGUAGGUUGAUAAGGCUGUAAUAAGGCUGUAAAUCAAUACCCCAUAAUGACAAAGCGAAAACAGGUUUUUAGAAAUUGUUGCAAAUUUAUAAAAUAAAAUAAAAAUACCUUAUUUACAGACCCUUUGUGGAAAAAGUCAAGAGUCUGAAUACUUUCUCUCCCUCCAUCUCUUUCUCUCCCUCCAUCUCUUUCUCUCCCUCCAUCUCUUUUAAAAUUGUAUUCCAGCCUCCUUAUAUGGAUAUUAUAUAGAGGAUAUUAUAUAUAUAGAUAUUAUAUAUAGAUAUUAUAUAUAGAGAUAUUAUAUAGAGGAUAUUAUAUAUAUAGAGAUAUUGUAUAGAGGACAUUAUAUAGGCCUAUGUUUUGGUUGUUGUUUGAUCCUGUGACUUUAAUGACUCUCAGGUCACAGUGCAAAAGAACCAAGCUCUUCUGUCUCUCUGGUGGGGCUGAUGGAUAGUGGUUUGUUUUUGUGAGGCUGUACAUUGCAGUUUCAUUCUUGUAAAAUAGGUUCUAUAUGCACUCCAUUCAUAAAACAUCAACACCGAGCCUCACAGGGAGCUCUGCCAAUCCUAAACUCUCCUGGUGCCACAGGUUCUUGACUCCUGGCAGCCCUAUGCUAAUGAGAUAGGAUGUCAGAGGCUGAGAACUGUAGAACUCUCAGCCAAAGAAUGUUAAUAAGCAUGAAGUGUGCCGACCAGGUCAAGGUCCCCUCCCUGCAAUCCAAUACAGUAGAGGCCAGGGACAUUUCAUAGGGAAGAGUCCCACUUUGAAACUGCCGCUGACUCAACCCUCAAAGCUGAUGUGCCCGAGUGCGUAGUGAACAGAGGCUGUUGAGGGGUAAGAAAGGACACUUGCCUCCAGAUGUGUUUUUGGUAGUGCUGAGCGAUUAACCAAAAUGUCAGUUAUGUUUGUUUUUUAAACAACUAAUUGACAGACAUUGGUUCAAUUAUUUGAAUUCCAUUUUGUUCGUCCUUUCUUGCCUCAUGCCUCAGACCGCAGCCUGGUCACAGGCCCGCUGGGAUUAGUAUGAGGUAGAGAUCAGUAUGCAAACACCGCACACACACACACACACACACACACUGUGUAGAUGGAGCAGAACUGCUUGCUCUGCGCUAGUGCGCCGUUGGUCUCCUCCCACACUCAGACCCCAAUGCUAUUGGAGCACUGGAAAUGAAGCACUGCUCAUUGUGAACGAAAUUAGACCAUUCUCUCUCUAAACCCUUUGAAAAUCCUAUUCUCCAUAAUCAUCGCCUCUUUUCAAUAUGCUAUGACAAUAAAAACGGAGUGGCACUGAGCUAAGCUUCACAGACAGAACAAUGUUGAGAAUGAGAAUGAAACAUCCACUCUCUCAAUGGAGAGGCCCUCAACUCUUGCGGUUGCUCAGCUACGCUCAGCUUGGGCUUGGCAUGGGGGACCACUUGGACAUUUCCGGAGAACUGGGAAUCUAGUCAACUGUGUCAGAGUUCUCUGUUGUUAACCACAGCCUGGCUAUCUGGGUACAAUACUUUGCUGUACUGAGAGACAGGUUCUUGGCCCACGCCUCCCUCCAUCUACGGCACUGUGCUGUGUGAGACAUAUAUGCUCUUGGCUGGGGCUCUUGUAGCUAGGCGUCUCACCCCAGUCUGUACUGUAUUGAGAGAGUGAGGGACAGGUUCUUGGCCCGGGCCUCCCUCCCUUCAUAUACCUCCUACACGUCUUGCCCCCAUUUGCAGACCCAGAGCCCCACUAAUCCCCCAAGUACUCCCCAGGGGCUGCCAUCCAGUACUGGCAGCUGAGUCAUCUCUCUCCCCGACCCUGCUGCUGCCUGUGGGUCUGGGCUGGGCUGCGCCGGCCGGCCGGCCGGGGCGCUGAUCCGUCUGCCUGGCGCUGCGCCCACUGUGGGGGGCAAGGGGAAGGGGUUAAAGGUGGUGUGGUGUGCCACCUGGCCCUACUCUGCUUCCAGCUGAAGGUGAGGCUUCCAAAUAUGUGGGGAUCUGUGGAUUCCGCAGGAAUCUCUUCCAUAACUCCAUACUUCUCGACCAGUGCACCAAGAUUAAUCGCACCAGAAUGUUAGUUACCCCUGUGUAGCCACAUACCCCCUGCUAGUGACCCUUGCAUCCAUCAUUUUUCUCUCCAAAAAGCUACCUAGUCCCCCAAUGUGACUCAAGAACAUUCAUCCCGCCGUUCUUGAUUCCUUCCUUUUUGUUUGUGUAUUUUUCUUUACAUUUUUAUUGUUUGACAUUUGACUGCAUUGUUAGGAGCUAGUAACAUAAGCAUUUCACUGCACCGCUAUAACACCUGCGUAAACAUUGAUUUGAUUUUGGUUAAACAACAAUCUCUGCUUCCUCCUGAGCUUGUUGUUGCUGUGGCUGGCCCAUGACCAGGCUAGAGCAUAUCUCUGUCCGUCGGAGGGAUCUGUCUGUGUACAUAUGAAAGACUGGCCAUCUGGUGACCCACCCACCCCUCCCCUAAUGCACACCAUGAUAUCCCCCAAAAUCACUGCACCACGUGUCAUCUCAAAGUGACCGUUCAUCACAUUCUGCAUGGUGAUGGUGAUUGGCUCAUUUCCAUUCACCAUGACCUUCAGUAUAUUGGCAUUAUUUUUAUACCAUAUAACACAAUGCCACAGGCACCAGUCAUGCUGCAGCCAAAUUCAGUACAAUAAAAGUCCCCUGUGGUAAGAGGCGUAACAGCUACAGUUGAAGUCGGAAGUUUACAUACACCUUAGCCAAAUGCAUUUAAACUCAUUUUUUCACAAUUCCUGACAUUUAAUCCUAGUAAUAAUUCCCUGUCUUAGGUCAGUUAGGAUCACCACUUUAUUUUAAGAAUGUGAAAUGUCAGAAUAAUAGUAAAGAGAAUGAUUUAUUUCAGCUUUUAUUUCUUUCAUCACAUUCCCAGUGGGUCAGACGUUUACAUACACUCAAUUAGUAUUUGGUAGCAUUGGCUUUUAAUUGUUUAAUUUGGGUCAAACGUUUCAGGUAGCCUUCCACAAGCUUCCCACAAUAAGUUGGGUGAAUUUUGGCCCAUUCCUCCUGACAGCUGGUGUAACUGAGUCAGGUUUGUAGGCCUCCUUGCUCGCACACACUUUUUCAGUUCUGCCGACAAAUUUUCUAUAGGAUUGAGUUCAGGGCUUUGUGAUGGCCGCUCCAAUACCUUGACUUUGUUGUCCUUAAGCCAUUUUGCCACAACUUUGGAAGUAUGCUUGGGGUCAUUGUCCAUUUGGAAGACCCAUUUGCGACCAAGCUUUAACUCCCUGACUGAUGUCUUGAGAUGUUGCUUCAAUAUAUCCACAUAAUUUUCCUUCCUCAUGAUGCCAUCUAUUUUGUGAAGUGCACCAGACCCUCCUGCAGCAAAGCACCCCCACAGCAUGAUGCUGCCACCCCCGUGCUUCACGGUUGGGAUGGUGUUCUUCAGCUUGCAAGAUACCCCCUGUUUCCUCCAAACAUAACGAUGGUCAUUAUGGCCAAACAGUUCUAUUUUUGUUUCAUCAGGGCAGAGGACAUUUCUCAAAAAAGUACGAUCUUUGUCCCCAUGUGCAGUUGCAAACCGUAGUCUGGCUUUUUUAUGGCGGUUUUGGAGUAGUGGCUUCUUCCUUUCUGAGCGGCCUUUCCGGUUAUGUCGAUAUAGGACUCGUUUUACUGUGGAUAUAGAUACUUUUAUACCGGUUUCCUCCAGCAUCUUCACAAGGUCCUUUGCUGUUGUUCUGAGAUUGAUUUGCACUUUUCGCAUCAAAGUACGUUCAUCUCUAGGAGACAGAACGCGUCUCCUUCCUGAGCGGUAUGAUGGCUGCGUUAGUGUUUAUACUUGCGUACUAUUGUUUGUACAGAUGAACGUGAUACCUUCAGGCGUUUGGAAAUUGCUCCCAAGGAUGAACCAGACUUGUGGAGGUCUUGGCUGAUUUCUUUAGAUUUUCCCAUGAUGUCAAGCGAAGAGGCACUGAGUUUGAAGGUAGGCCUUGAAAUACAUCCACAGGUCCACCUCCAACUGACUCAAAUGAUGUCAAUUAGCCUAUCAGAAGCUUCUAAAGCCAUGACAUCAUUUUCUGGAAUUUUCCAAGCUGUUUAAAGGCACAGUCAACUUAGUGUAUGUAAACUUCUGAUCCACUGGAAUUGUGAUACAGUGAAUUAUAAGUGAAAUAAUCUGUCUGUAAACAAUUGUUGGAAAAAUUAUUUUUGUCAUGCACAAAGUAGAUGUCCUAACCGACUUGCCAAAACUAUAGUUUGUUAACAAGAAAUUUGUGGAGUGGUUGAAAAACAAGUUUUAAUGACUCCAGCCUAGGUGUAUGUAAACUUCCGACUUCAACUGUAGCUUGUGUGCGAGCAGACACGUUGCUUUUUUUCUCCCUGAGGAGAAGGAGUGUGUAUGACUCACAAUCGCACUGCCCGCUCCAGCCAGGCGACAGCCGUGGUGUCAAGCUUUGCAAGAGUCUUUAGACUAGGACCCCGCUGCUACAACCCCCCUCCCCCACCAGCAUGCCGCAGCCACACCGCCAUUGUUCCAGCUCAGCAACUGGGUUAGCCGACCUUGGGCCCCUCUGCAGCCCCCUGUCUUCUGCCUCCCCUACCCCAACACACAGACAACAUGAUUACAGGAAUGUGCCUCUGCCGCCCAGCCAAGCUUGGGCUGACCAAGAGAGAGGGACUGAGAGAUGGAGAGAAAGGGUGCAUGGACAGAGAGAGAAAGGCUGAAUGGGUAAUGGAUCCUUUUGCAUAGUCACCCGUCCCCCCUCUCUGACUCGGUUAAUGGAAUAUCCCGGCCGGCAGACUGUAGACAGGGAUUAACCCUCUCCUGGCCUGCCCACCGGCCUGCCACCCCCCCCCCCCCGUCUGACUCUGACACUGCAGGGAUGAUAUGGCAGUUUUGUACGCAACUGCCUCGACCCCCAUUUAGAGAUCUGCAUUACUGUUAAAGAGAUCAGAUUUGUUGCUCUCCAUUUAGGGUUAUUACAAUGCAUCACAUACAGCGUAACUCAUUCCUUGACUUGAGUGCAUUGGACUGUGUGCAGCAGCAUCCCUCACUGCACUGAAUAAGGAGCCACCCUCUCAGCCGGAUGCAAUGAGUUGGAGGCAGAGGAGAAGGAAGCCGAGAGUGCCAUGCGGGAGGAAUCUUAAAUGGUACAGGACUUUGGCAGCCAUCCACCUAGCAGCAUCUAUAUCACAGUGACUGUUUCUGAAUGACCAGUUUUUGGAGGUCAGGGGGAGAGUGAGAGAUAAGGGAAAAUAAAUCCCAGGCAUUGGGCACAGUGGCUUUAUGAUGCAUAAUCAUUAUGAUGAUAAUGUUUUAAUCUCAGUGCCUGUAGCAGCAAACUGAAGGUCAACCUUAUCAUUAGGCUAUUUGGAUACAGACAAGCAACAAACUUUGUUCUCGCUCUCCCUCUACUCUACCUGUAUGUAUCUUUUCACAUCUUCACUGUCCGUACACCACCAUACAAGCCAAGGUCAGGCUAUUACUCUGUUUGUGCGUAGUCUCUGUCCACUAAGCAGUUCACACUCCUUUUCAACCCCACAAGGGAGAGGGAAAAAAGGGCAAUGAUUGCUUCAUCAUCAUUAGCGACUAGUGAUAGAAGUGAUUCCCUGUGGGGGACUGAAGGGAUUUGUUAGAUCUUUCUCAUUACAUGAAGGCUGACUGUGAUGAAGGCUGACAUGAUGGUUUCUCUUUACCUGGCAAACCUGUAUUAUUAUAUAUAUAUUUUUUUUAAUAUGAUAUAAAAUGAAUGCGUCUUCGGAUUCCCGUUUUUCACACUGAAUGACAUUAUCUUCUCUCUCCUGCAGACGUACUCUGGCCUCUUCUGUGUGGUGAUAAACCCCUACAAAAACCUGCCCAUCUACUCGGAGAACAUCAUUGAGAUGUACAGGGGCAAGAAGAGACACGAGAUGCCCCCUCACAUCUACGCCAUCUCAGAGUCUGCGUACAGAUGCAUGCUCCAAGGUAAGUCUCAAUUGGUUAUGGAUAUCGCUCCCUUUAUCUCAAUGCACAAAAUAUGCGCAUAUGUUUGCUACACAGUGAAAUUGUAUGAAUGAUCUGAUUCAGUCUACUGGAACCAGAAAGUCAAAGCCAAUUUAACCGGUUGUAUUGGGAUUAAGGCUGUUGUUGUUGUUCGGUUGAGAGGCACUCAACCGGUAGGUACAGUACAUGCUGAUAUUAGGACAGCCUUGUUUCCACUGUGGCAGGUGCACUUAUCUCCCAGGUCUGUGAUGUUAAGUGGAGCCUGAUUGGAUAAUUUGUCAUGUUAAUUGUACAUUGCAGUUCCCCAAGGGCUAGAUGUUGUUGUUGUGUUUUAAUUUAAACUGUUGCUAGGGGAUUGUGAUGAGUGUGAUAGAAGGAGUCAGGCGCAGGAGGGUAAAUCACCGAAUACAGAGUUUAUUCCGUCAUACACAAAUACGCUGGAUAGCGACACACGGAAACAGGCACAGGGGAAACUAUCUACCCUGGCAAUACACGGUACGGGAUACUCCAACAAUAUAAAGGCACAAGAGAAAUAUCUACCCCGGCAAUACAAAUGGAGAGUACCGGGGCCUCACUGCGGUGGCGGUCAGCGUUGGCCUUCUGACGACGCACGGCGCGCUGGAGGUGAACGUGGGCAGCGUCCCACGUCUCCUCUGCGCGCCGAAACCAGUGAUCCACCACAGGAGCCUCGGUCUGGUACUGGUGCCAUGGUGCCAGAACCGGUUGGUAACCUAAAACACAUUGGAAUGGCGUUAGGUUAGUAGAGGAGUGGCAGAAAGAGUUCUGGGCAUAUUCUGCCCAUGGCAAGAACACCGACCACUCCUCCGGCCGGUCCUGGCAAUAGGACCGCAGGAACCUACCCACAUCCUGACCAUUUGACUCGGGGUGGAACCCAGAGGUCAGGCUGACCGAGACCCUCAGACGUUCCAUGAACGCCUUCCAGACCUUGGAUGUGAACUGGGGACCUCGGUCGGACACUAUAUCCUCUGGUACCCCGUAGUGCCGGAAGACGUGAGUAAACAGGGCCUCCGCAGUUUGCAGGGCCGUGGGGAGACCGGGCAGAGGAAGGAGUCGGCAAGACUUGGAAAAGCGGUCCACAACGACCAGGAUGGUGGUGUUACCUUGGGAUAGUGGAAGAUCAGUCAAAAAAUCAACACUUAGGUGAGACCAUGGACGUUGUGGAACUGGUAAAGGUUGUAACUUACCCGCUGGGAGGUGCCUUACUCUGGGCGCACACCGAGCAGGAGGAGACAUACACCCUCACGUCCUUAGCCAAGGUAGGCCACCAGUACUUUCCGGUCAGGCAGCGCACUGUACAACCGAUACCUGGGUGACCAGAGGAGAGUGAUGUGUGUGCCCAGUAUACCAGACGAUCACGGAUAAGAGCAGGCACGUACUGCAGCCCAGCUGGACACUGAGGUGGAGAUGGAACUGUGUGUAAUGCCUGCUCUAUAUCCGCGUCCAUCGCCCAUACUACCGGCACCACAAUGCAGGAGGCCGGGAGUAUGGGGAUGUUGUCUCUGGGCCUCUCCGCUGGAUAGCGACACACGGAAACAGGCACAGGGGAAACUAUCUACCCUGGCAAUACACGGUACGGGAUACUCCAACAAUAUACAGGCACAGGGGAAAUAUCUACCCUGGCAAUAGAAAGGGAGAGUAGCUUCACCGAGCUACAGUACUCUCACAAUUAACAAUCACCCACAAGGACAACGGGGGCAGAGGGAACACUUAUACACAGACUAAUGAGGGGAUAAGAACCAGGUGUGUGUAAUUGACAAGACAAGACAAAUGGAAUGAUGAUAGAUGGAGUGGCAGUGGCUAGUAAGCCGGUGACGACGAACGCCGAAGCCUGCCCGAACAAGGAGGUGACAGGGAUGAACAGGUAUUAGGCCUUUUAUAUCAUCAUUUUAGUUGUAUUUGAUUUUAUUUGGCCUUCUGUAAAUUGUCAAAAUGUAACUUUUCCCCCUGUUGCAUUUGGCACGGCAUCUCCGUUAGCUGUACUGUUACAAUACUCAAGGCUUUCGAUCUCAAGUUACCAAAACAAAACACACCACGUGUCGCCAACGCUCGUAAAAGUUGUUUAACAGUCGCCCUGUGAUUUAAGGGAUUACUACUCAAUCUCAACAACUUUAGGACCAUUCAUUUCACUAGAAGGCUAAAUUGGAACCAUCAGCUGAACCAUGGUUUGUUGCAUACUAAAGUCACCCCCAAUUAUUUUGAUUUAGUGCACUGGCCAACUCUGUAUUAUGUAGCAGUUGCCCUAAAUUCAUGCAUCUCAAGCAUUAUGGUAUCAAAUGGCACACAUUGGGGGAAAAGGGCUCUGUGGAAACUGUUCCAAAGGAGCUGGUCUUAUUUCUCUGUUUAUAUUUCCACCUCCAGAGAGAAAUUAAUUUGGCAAGCAAUGUCUGGAACGUGGGGAGCACAGUGGAAAGGGGAAGUGAAGGACGACAGUUUUUUUCCUCUCCAUGAAUUGCUGAUACCUCAGAACGUCAGAACUAUGCACUUCUGGCUAUCAGCACCACUAUGGGCUAUAAGCAUCAAUGAGAGGUCCUGGGUCUAAAUCUCAGCCUGAGAACCCAAAGCCUUUAGUCACUGCAGAGAUAAUCCACUUCAGUCCUCUUCAGAUUGCCAGAGGCCUUGACUCUGGUCAGAGUAUGUUAAUACACCGCAAGUGUUGCGUGAAGAAAAACAUACACCAAAAGCUUUAUUAGAAUUGCAUCUGAUUCCAGAACACAAGAAGGUUGAAUCCAUGUGACUUAAGUAGAUUCACAAUCCUAUAUGUGAUGUUAAAUCCAGCUUAUAAUAUACUUCAUCCAAUUUGGGUUGGUUUUUCUCAACCAUAAGUCUUCCAGGGGUUCGUGAUGAGCGAGAACUUAUCUUCUACAGCGUCAACUAGCCUAUAGGUUCUGCCCAGCAGGAGAAGCCUGCAUAAGCUCAUAUUCCUCACAUCGGUGGAAAAAUAGGGAUGGGCAGAACUGAUUUACAAGAAGCUGCUUACAGUUUUUUACGAUUGCUUACACACUAAAAUUAAAAACCUUACACUCAAGGAGCAAAACACAAGGCUAGAUUUGCACAACUGUAAGCACAUUGUCAGCUUCACACUAUUUGCAAAACAUUACACACAGUGAUUUGCAAAACACUAAACACACUUGUAUACAUCAGACACAGAAGUAUAUCAUGAUGUCACUUCCUUGCAAUUCCAAAGCACUGACUGUCAAAUUACCACACCUAUGAGCCAAUCUGUUAAACACAGCCAUCAGGUGCACAAACACAUGAUUGCUAAAUUGUAGACACACCAAUCAGGUUUAAGCACUAUAAAAAUGCUGCAGGUAGGUUCACCUGCCUUCGACCAAAAUGGAAGGAGUCAGAAGAAGAGUGGGUGAGAGGAGGAGUACACAGAGGAGGAGGAGAAGGAGGUAGAGGAAGAGGCAGAGGCCGAGCCAGAGGUCGAGGAAGACCUGCAGCAGGAGGAGAACGUGCACAAAGAAGAAGAGGACCAAACUUAUCAAAUGACAUUCGUGCAACACUAGUGGACCAUGUUGUGAACCACGGAUUGACGCUGAGGGAGGCUGGACUGAGAGUUCAGCCAAAUCUUAGCAGAUAUACAGUGGCAUCUGUCAUAAGGACUUUUCGACAGGAAAACAGGUAAAAGAUCUGUCUACAGUUACAGUAAUCAGCCGCUUAUUCUAUGCACCAUAUCAGCACUUGUGAUACCCCUUCCUGUGACAUUGUACAGUAAGUUACAUGUAUUAUUCUCUACAUAGGAUUGAGGGUCAGGAAUGACAAGGAGGAAGGGGGCCCAUAUUCACGCAAGAACAAGAGAGAGAGAUAAUAAACAUGGUUUUGGCCAAUAAUGCUAUCAGGCUCAGAGAACUACAAGCCAACAUUAUCGGUGACCAUGCCAUUUUCAAUAAUGUCCAUCAGGUCUCUCAGUCAACACUGGCACACAUCCUGAAAAGACAUCAGGUUCAAAUGAAACAACUUUAUCGAGUGCCUUUUGAGCGGAAUUCAGAGAGGGUCAAACGGCUGCGGCAUGAGUAUGUGGAGGUUUGUAUUGUUCACUUUAGCACUGUGAUGUUGCAUACUGCACACAUGACUUAAUUACAUUGACUGUAUACUAGACCUAUCCUGAACUACACAAUCUUGUCUUUCACUGUAUUUCAGAGAGUUUUGCAGAUGGAUGCUGAGGAAAUCCUGCAUGAAUUCAUAUAUAUUGAUGAGGCAGGGUUCAACCUCACAAAAGCAAGAAGGAGAGGCAGAAAUAUUAUUGGCCACAGGGCUAUAAUCAAUGUCCCAGGGCAACGUGGGGGUAACAUCACCCUUUGCGCUGCCAUUUCACAGCAUGGGGUUCUCCUCCGUCAUGCCAAAAUGGGCCCUUACAACACACCUCACAUUCUCGCAUUUUUGGACCAAUUGCACCACAUCGUCACAGCAGGUAAUGAAAAAAAUGAAAUGCACCAGAUGCAAUCCACUGUCAUCUGGGACAAUGUGUCAUUCCACCGCUCUGCUUUGGUCCAGAACUGGUUUCAACACCAUCCACAGUUGACAGUACUAUACCUUCCACCAUACUCUCCGUUUCUAAACCCUAUCGAAGAGUUUUUCUCUGCAUGGCGGUGGAAGGUUUACGAUCUCCAGCCCCAGGCUCAGGUACCCCUCAUUCAGGCCAUGGAGGACGCCUGUGACCAAGUCGACGCCGCAGCUGUGCAAGGAUGGAUUCGACAUUCAAGACAGUUGUUCCCGCGUUGUCUUGCUAAUGAGGAUAUUGCUUGUGAUGUUGAUGAAAUUCUCUGGCCAGAUCCAGCUAAGCGAAGGGAUAAUGUAUAGUAUGUUUACUGUAGUAUUUUCUGUACAAUAUUGUCAGUUUUUUCAGAUUAUUUUUUAUGUUUGUUGUUGUUAUUUACUGUAAUUGUAAACUGUACUGGAUACAGUAUUUUACGUUUGUCUGUUGUUUGCUGAGCUAACAGUGUUUUGCACACUACUGUAGUAGCAUGAAAACUGGGACAUGUUUUGUUGUGAUUCUCCAUGUUGACUGAUUUGGGUAUAUGGAGAGAAAUAAAUGAUAUUUUCCUCAGUCUGCAGCAUUGGUCUUGUGUAGUGUUUGUAUAGUUGCACUUUCUCUGUGUACUUCAUUUACAGUACUCUAAUCAUUGAGAAUUAGACUUGCUAAAGGUGUUUUAGGUUAGCAAAAGCAGUGUGUAACUGGUUCAAAAAGAUUGAAGUCAUAUGAAAUGUGUGUGUUUCGUAUGGUAACAAAAUAUUGUUUUUAUGAAGUUGUGUAUAGUUUUGACAAAAGUGUUCCAUUUUGCAAAAGAUCUGAAGUGUUGUGCUACUUUGGUGUAGGGUUGUGCUAAUUGUGUGUAGUGUUUUGACAAACCGGGCCCUGUUUUCAAAAUUGUGCUUAAACAAUUGAAAAAAACUGUAAAGAAAGCACCCAUUUCUCUAUCUCACUCCACCAUUCUAGUACCAAUAACCUAUCGGUACUUUCAAACCACAUGCUCCAUCUUUUUCCAUUGCUUUACACCCUAGUUGCCAAGGUUCUUGGCUUUCUCUGAACAGCUCGUUUUUUUCUUGGAAUUUGUUGAUCACAUUUUUGUCCGUUGACAUUUGGUUUAUUUGAUGUCUUUUGUAUUUGAUACUCCAAGUAGAAAUAGCCACAUUAUCUGUCCUGUCCCAGACACCUGUUAUCUGUCCUGUCCCAGACACCUGACUAAACCAACAUAUCAUUCCAGGCAGCAAACAAUCCUUCCCAGUCCACCUUUCUCUCCCACUCAAAUGUAUCCCCAUAUUUUACACCAGCGUGUGUUUGUAUUUGCACAGCGCCUCUUGACCUCUUAACUAUUUUUCUGGAUCUUGGGGUGAGGGGCAGCUCCCCAGCUACACUAUCAAUGGACAAACUCUGGAUGUCAAUAAGGCUGUGCGAUUGGUGUGAAUGCACAUCAUGGAGCACCAUCCCAUGACUGUCACAACAGACAUCAUAGAGAUGUCUGAGAGAGUUGUCUCUCUUUCCCGAUUGGUGUGAAUGCACAUCAUGGAGCACCAUCCCAUGACUGUCACAACAGACAUCAUAGAGAGAUGUCUGAGAGAGUUGUCUCUCUUCCCCUCUGCCUGAUAUAGCUGGGAGGCACCCCAGGCUGGAAGCUGUGACUGGGACCAGACCAGUGAGAGCAGAGAGGGUGACCUGCAUUUGGCAGCACAAUGGGACCUUUUGUCUCUGUGGCGAGGGCUUGUCCGUCCAGUGGGGGGUUGGUUGUGACGAGUUGGGCAGUCCCGUCAUGCAGGCCCUGCCUAGUGUCAGUGUAGACAAGGAGGAAGCUCCCUCUCAGUGUGGAGAAUGUGUGCAUUGACACCUAAAGUAGUGUCCUCUGAAUAAUCUCUCCAAAGACACUGGUUGGAAGUACUUUACCUCAUGUGGUAAUGCCACUAUCGGACAUUGCAUGUGCAUGCAAAUACAUAGUGCUUCCCCAAUCAUACUUUUGUUAUGAGCCCUGCCUUUCCCAUGACCCAGUGAGUUUUUCCCAUUACCCCCUUCACACCUUCCAGCUUUCUCACACCCUGAGUAUCUGCAUGGAUGCAGGGGUGGGGGGCAGGGACUGGAGACUUGGACUUGGAAUAAGUGCCAUUCCAAAUCCAAAUCAUUUGUUUGUUUUCGCUUCAUUUCACCCAUUUAAAUGAGGCAUCGGUUUCUACCAAUAACCAAUUUAGAAAUGAAAGGAUACCUCUCAGGACCUUGCACUUUUAUGCAGGCUUGUCGCAGUGGUAGUCAUCGCAAGUAUAGUCAUCAUGGCUAACCAGCCAACCAGCGGUUUGGCUCAAAAGGAGGUUUGUAGGUUGGAGAUUAGCGGAUGCCAGCUGCAGGUAUAUAACCUGAUUCAGUUCAGUGGUUAGGCGCUGGUACCCUGGCGCAGUGGUCUAAGGCACUGCAUCGUAGUGCUAGCUGUGCCACUAGAGAUCCUGGUUCGAAUCCAGGCUCUGUCAAGCCGGCCGCGACCGGGAGACCCAUGGGGCGGCGCACAAUUGGCCCAGCGUCGUCCGGGGUAGGGGAGGGAAUGGCCGGCAGGGAUGGUAGAGCAUGGCGUUUGCAACGCCAGGGUUGUGGGUUCGAUUCCCACGGGGGGCCAGUAUGGAAAAAUAUAAAUAAAAAUACCGUAUUUUCCGCACUAUAAGGCGCACCGGAGUAUAAGCCGCAGCAGCUAAAUUGAAUGAUAUUGAAUGAUGUGUACAUAUAUAAGCCGCACUGGACUAUAAGCCGCAGGUGUUUUAAUGUUUAAUUACCAUAUGUAAGGGUUCGUGCACAGAGGGGAUUGUCGGGAAAGAGACAAACUGUCUCGCUCUCGUAAUGUCUGUCUGUCUUGCUCUCGUUCUGUCUCUCGUUCUGUCUCUCGUACCACUCUCGGUUCCACUUUUACUUUUGCGCGCUACCCUGUCUCACUCUUUUCCGGCCUCCAGCAUUUCCUGCUGGAGCCCGCCGCUUAAAGGUGGGGGGCGCGGACCGGUCAUAGAGCCCAUAGAGUUAAAGUUGGUGGACUGUAACCUGUAAAAUCCAUAGAUUUAGGAGGUCUUCUAGUGGCCGUUAGCUGUAAAAAUCCAUAGAUUAGCCGCGCCGUUAUAUAAGCCGCAGGGUCGAAAAAUUGGAAAAAAGGCGCGGCUUAUAGUCCGAAAAUUACGGUAAUGUAUGCACUCACUAACUGUAAGUCGCUCUGGAUAAGAGCGUCUGCUGAAUGACUAAAAUGUAAACGUAAAUGUACUGAUUGUAUGAAAAUGUCACUGGAUCACUGCAUAGUGUUAUGGAUAUCAUCACGGCAUUAUCUCAGUGCCAUGAUUGCAUCCCUAAAUGUUGUGAUAGUGGUGAUAGUAUCACACCACUUUGGACAUUCAAAUUUAGCCACGAGGAACAGGCAUUUGCUUCAUGUUAUUUAUUAGGUUAAGUGUACUUAACAUGAACAAUGCACAUUGGUCAACAUUUCUGCAACUGUGCCAGAUUUAGCCAGCCGGCAAAUUUUCAUCUGUAGUUCCUGGGCAGUUUGUCAUCUUCACAGUUUUUAGGCCUCACAUCUUCAUCCAAGGAAGUCAACUUCCAGAUAGUCAAAUCAAGUUAAUGGCUAAAUUGUGUCUAAACCUUUCCAGAGUCCAGUCAUUAUCCCAGAAUUUCUGAGAUGCCAGUCUAUGGCCAGAUGGAGGGUUAAAUGAGGUGUAACGUUACAAAGUCUGGGUUGUUUAACUAGGCCUCCCCCCACCACAACUAGACCCACACAUCUGCCAUUGAUUACUUCUCCAGAUACUUUCCAUAAUCUCCCUCGUUGCUCUGGACUGAUGGCGUCCAGUCAGUUAAAAAGGGGCUAAUUUGAACAUUUCUGGAACUUAAGAAACGCAAAGCGCUGAUGUUCUCUUGAAUGAAACCAUGUGUUAGUUGGGAGAAGAAACGGCCAUGUCAGCAUGAGGAUUUCAAGAGUGGACUCGACUUGCAUUAACGGCAACACUGUCCCUCAGCAACAUAGUUGUCCAACAGCAAGGCUUUGUGAGAGUGAAGAGAAGAAUGGCCUCUGUAAGGACUCUCCCUUGUGUUUGAAUAGGCCAUUAGGUCUACUCAAGGCAGAUCUAUAUUCUCAUAAGCUUUGAGCAAUAAGCCUACAUUUCUCUCAUAGGAACCCUCUCCAUCACUAAAUGAAUCAAUCAAAUAAAAUGUGUGUAAAGGACAAUAACUAAUGUCUUUGAUAAUAGUCUCAAAGAUGAAGAAAUGUUAAGUAAAUGGUGUGGAGGAACGUUUCUGUGGAUGGAGACCUCAUGUACAAUGUACAGUCUAGACUCAAAGUGAUUGUGGCUGUGUUAUUAUAAUGUAGGCCUAGGGUGUACGAUCUUGGACCCACUGCAUAACUUGAUCCACCUGGUACCAAUAAGACCUGUAAUGGUUUUCAUGGCCAAAGUUAUUUUGAAAAAAGGCUUUGUGCCUAGCCCGCCUCGUCCAUCCUGUGAGUACUAGAACACACUGAGUACACACAGAGAUUAUUGUUAAUCUAUUGAAAAACAGACCCGCUACAUUUUUUAAGGAAUUCCAAGUGGAGCCAAGAAAAUACAGGCUUGAUCCAAUUUUCUGAAUCUGUUGUUUUGGUGAUUGUUCUCUUACUUUUACCUGGUUCAGAAGAACAUUGACCAGUUGCAGUUCUGGAUGCUGAAAGUACUCAAUGAAUUAUCGUACUGUUUAAUGUAAUUAAUCAAAUUCAAUCCCUCAUUUCCUCUACACUUAGAAAAAAGGGUUCCAAAAGGGUUCUUCGGCUGUCCCCAUAGGAGAAACCUUUUUGGUUCCAUGUAGAACCAUUUUUGGUUCCAUGUAGAAACCUCUGUGGAAAGGGUUCUACAUGGAACCCAAAGCGGUUCUAGUUGGAACCAAAAGGGUUCUACCUGGAACCAACAAGGGUUCUUCAAAGGGUUCUCCUAUGGGGACAGCUGAAUAACCCUUUUAGGUUCUAGAUAGCACCUUUUUUCCCAAGAGUGGACCAUGGGAUUUUUAUUAGCCUAAUAGUUGGAACAGCUUGGAUUGAGUUAGCCUGCUCUGUUGCUUUUCUCAUAUGUUAUGGAAUCAGCAGAUUCAGCACUCCUCUGAUUUUUCCAGCUGCCAAACAUGGGAAGGAUGUCCCUGGAGACACUCUGCAGUCUGAGCACCUGAAUGACCGUGCCCUCCAGACAGAGCAGUUUCUUUAGCCUCCCCUGAGAUCCACGGCAGGCCCGGCAAUACUGCAGCACACAGCCAUUUUCCCUAGAGAUAUAAUACGAGAGUGGUUGAUGUCAUAAACCUAUAAAGUUCUGGAAUAGCUGACAACUAUCUAUUUCUAUGGCCCUUCUCCUCUAAGGUUCUUCAAAAAAGCUGGCAUUAAGCCAGCGGAGCCAAAUGAUCCAUCAUCACUAUGACAACACUCCACCAUCAUUAUACUAACGCUACUUUGUACCACAUUGAAGAAGCUAGAGAAUAUCCAUUACCCUUGAACUUUUAAGUGUUUCUUGCGGUGACCAAACCUCUCUCUGCUGGCCAUUACAGUUAAAUGGCCAGGGAUUCAGGGGUGGCCAUUGGGCUGCUGUAUAUCCUCUGGGUGAAUUAAGAAUAAAUCAUUGUCUGCGGAGGCGGGAGGAGGCUGAGUGGACCUCUAAUGACCCUGGGCGUGGGAGGAAGGAAGCCUCACAGGACACUGAGAGGGCAAGACUUGCCGAUUACCCGUUUCCUUUUCUGUCCUGGGCAGGGUGAGACUGACUGCAGCUAUAGCCAAGUCAUCCCUUUUCUGUUGUGGAAGGAUUUGGGUUCUGUAGUGACAAUUUGAGGAUAGAGAGAGAGGAAUGAUGUUAGAACAUUGAGGAAUGCGUUUGAUCUCACCUGUGGAAUUCAGCCUCGGUCAGGGCUGGAUUGAACGAUACAAGGGAUGGGAAAUGUCACCUCUGUCUAUGUGACGUCCACAAGAACCCUCUCAACGUUCCAUGGCGUCCAAAGUGUUCAGUAUGCUACAUAUGCUUCUCCCUUUGAAGCACCUUUCAUCUUGGCUCCUGAAGCCAUUUUAUUCCUAUCAGGAGCCCCAGGCCCUCUUUCUCCCAUUUGUUUUGGCCUUGGCUUGGACUGAGCCCUGGUCGUUAAAGGAAUGCAGUCUCCAGUGCUCUAAGGGGGGCUUUCUGACGGUCCGGCAGGUAGUCUUGUGGCUGGCCUCUCUCCGGGACGCUGUAGAUGAGGUCACAAUCAGUCCCUCAGUUUGUGUGACUAAUGAAACAUCACUUCAAACCACUACCCGCCAAAUUAUUGCGCGGUGCGGUUGGUUGAUGUCCCGUCUCGGUACAGCCAGUUCUGUUUCUCAUGUGGCCUGAGCCACAUUGGCUGUCCACUCAUCUGAAAGAAAUAUGCAAUGUGCCGUGCUCACAGUGAGAAUUCCUCUCUGUGUUGUCACCCAGCAUGGAUUGGCUUUUGGCAGAGCUAGCAUACAGUAAAUGAGUCCUGUUCAAUGUCCUCAGGGCCUUGGUAAGCUCUUAAUAAUAGGCUACUUUUUUGUCACAGACUUUCAACUGCUGGGUUUUUCCCUCAGGUCAGUCUCACAAUAGGGGAAAAGAUACAGUGAGGGAAAAAAGUAUUUGAUCCCCUGCUGAUUUUGUACGUUUGCCCACUGACAAAGAAAUGAUCAGUCUAUAAUUAAAAUGGUAGGUUUAUUUGAACAGUGAGAGACAGAAUAACAACAAAAAAAUCCAGAAAAACGUAUGUCAAAAAUGUUAUAAAUUGAUUUGCAUUUUAAUGAGGGAAAUAAGUAUUUGACCCCUCUGCAAAACAUGACUUAGUACUUGGUGGCAAAACCCUUGUUGGCAAUCACAGAGGUCAGACGUUUCUUGUAGUUGGCCACCAGGUUUGCACACAUCUCAGGAGGGAUUUUGUCCCACUCCUCUUUGCAGAUCUUCUCCAAGUCAUUAAGGUUUCGAGGCUGACGUUUGGCAACUCAAACCUUCAGCUCCCUCCACAGAUUUUCUAUGGGAUUAAGGUCUGGAGAUUGGCUAGGCACUCCAGGACCUUAAUGUGCUUCUUCUUGAGCCACUCCUUUGUUGCCUUGGCCGUGUGUUUUGGGUCAUUGUCAUGCUGGAAUACCCAUCCACGACCCAUUUUCAAUGCCCUGGCUGAGGGAAGGAGGAUCUCACCCAAGAUUUGACGGUACAUGGCCCCGUCCAUCGUCCCUUUGAUGCGGUGAAGUUGUCCUGUCCCCUUAGCAGAAAAACACCCCCAAAGCAUAAUGUUUCCACCUCCAUGUUUGACGGUGGGGAUGGUGUUCUUGGGGUCAUAGGCAGCAUUCCUCCUCCUCCAAACACGACGAGUUGAGUUGAAGGCAAAGAGCUCCAUUUUGGUCUCAUCUGACCACAACACUUUCACCCAGUUCUCCUCUGAAUCAUUCAGAUGUUCAUUGGCAAACUUCAGACGGGCAUGUACAGUGGGGAAAAAAAGUAUUUAGUCAGCCACCAAUUGUGCAAAUUCUCCCACUUAAAAAGAUGAGAGAGGCCUGUAAUUUUCAUCAUAGGUACACGUCAACUAUGACAGACAAAUUGAGAAAAAAAAUCCAGAAAAUCACAUUGUAGGAUUUUUUAUGAAUUUAUUUGCAAAUAAUGGUGGAAAAUAAGUAUUUGGUCACCUACAAACAAGCAAGAUUUCUAGCUCUCACAGACCUGUAACUUCUUUUUUAAGAGGCUCCUCUGUCCUCCACUCGUUACCUGUAUUAAUGGCAACUGUUUGAACUUGUUAUCAGUAUAAAAGACACCUGUCCACAACCUCAAACAGUCACACUCCAAACUCCACUAUGGCCAAGACCAAAGAGCUGUCAAAGGACACCAGAAACAAAAUUGUAGACCUGCACCAGGCUGGGAAGACUGAAUCUGCAAUAGGUAAGCAGCUUGGUUUGAAGAAAUCAACUGUGGGAGCAAUUAUUAGGAAAUGGAAGACAUACAAGACCACUGAUAAUCUCCCUCGAUCUGGGGCUCCACGCAAGAUCUCACCCCGUGGGGUCAAAAUGAUCACAAGAACGGUGAGCAAAAAUCCCAGAACCACACGGGGGGACCUAGUGAAUGACCUGCAGAGAGCUGGGACCAAAGUAACAAAGCCUACCAUCAGUAACACACUACACCGCCAGGGACUCAAAUCCUGCAGUGCCAGACGUGUCCCCCUGCUUAAGCCAGUACAUGUCCAGGCCCGUCUAAAGUUUGCUAGAGUGCAUUUGGAUGAUCCAGAAGAGGAUUGGGAGAAUGUCAGAUGAAACCAAAAUAUAACUUUUUGGUAAAAACUCAACUCGUCGUGUUUGGAGGACAAAGAAUGCUGAGUUGCAUCCAAAGAACACCAUACCUACUGUGAAGCAUGGGGGUGGAAACAUCAUGCUUUGGGGCUGUUUUUCUGCAAAGGGACCAGGACGACUGAUCCGUGUAAAGGAAAGAAUGAAUGGGGCCAUGUAUCAUGAGAGCAUUGAAGAUGAAACGUGGCUGGGUCUUUCAGCAUGACAAUGAUUCCAAACACACCGCCCGGGCAACGAAGGAGUGGCUUCGUAAGAAGCAUUUCAAGGUCCUGGAGUGGCCUAGCCAGUCUCCAGAUCUCAACCCCAUAGAAAAUCUUUGGAGGGAGUUGAAAGUCCGUGUUGCCCAGCGACAGCCCCAAAACAUCACUGCUCUAGAGGAGAUCUGCAAGGAGGAAUGGGCCAAAAUACCAGCAACAGUGUGUGAAAACCUUGUGAAGACUUACAGAAAACGUUUGACCUGUGUCAUUGCCAACAAAGGGUAUAAAACAAAGUAUUGAGAAACUUUUGUUAUUGACCAAAUACUUAUUUUCCACCAUAAUUAGCAAAUAAAUUCAUUAAAAAUCCUACAAUGUGAUUUUCCGGAUUUUGUCUGUCAUAGUUAACGUGUACCUAUGAUGAAAAUUACAGGCCUCUCUCAUCUUUUUAAGUGGGAGAACUUGCACAAUUGGUGGCUGACUAAAUACUUUUUUCCCCUACUGUAUAUGUGCUUUCUUGAGCAGGGGGACCUUGCGGGCACUGCAGGAUUUCAGUCCUUCACAGUGUAGUGUGUUACCAAUUGUUUUCUUGGUGACUAUGGUCCCAGCUGCCUUGAGAUCAUUGACAAUAUCCUCCCGUGUAGUUCUGGGCUGAUUCCUCACCGUUCUCAUGAUCAUUGAACGGCUCUAUUACUUUACCAGAAUGGCAGGUGCGUGUUACCUUGCAUUAUACCCCAUAAUCUAAGUAUUCAAAGAUAUUGAAGUAGGAUUAGGCCUCAGGCUUUGGCUUAAUUGAGAUUCCCUUCCUUACUUUCUCUCACUCCCCCUCCCUCCCUCUAUCCUUGCUGUGGCAACUGUAGUCCAGUAGAACACAACCUGUCUCCUGUAAUUUAUCUCACUCCUAAGGUAAAUAUUAUACACAGAUUUCCUAAACGUGUACUGUACCAAGUGCCUUGGUCUGGGUCAUGUAAACAACACACUGAAUACAUGUCCAGAUGUCCAGGGCUGUCUGUAACUUCUCAAAAUCAUUAAUCUACCUACCUAGCUAGCCUAUCAUAUUUCACUUCUGAGGACCCAUUUCUCAGAAAAGAUCCACGUUGGAAAUGGGAAACUAGAUUUGCUGGGUGUCUAUUUUUUUAUUUCCCAUCUGUAAGUCGAUGUCAGUGGCUGAGGACCAACUCCUGGUUCUGCCCAUAUCAGAAGCCCUGCCACUGCUGUUUAAUGGCCAUUUCAGGGGCCAAGGGCUUUGCCUCUUAGACCCCAUUCACAAGCAGCCACUCCUCAGUGUUUGUCUUUGUGAGUGUUAUCUUGACUGCUUUAAGCACAGAUGACGGCUAACAGGGACCAGGCACAGAGGAACAGUCCAAAAGUCCCAACCGCCUACCAGCUGUUUGCUGUCGAAGACAGCUUUGCAGGCUUAGAACGCCUCUCAACCAAUCAUAAUGCCUGGCCGGAACUAACAGUUUUAUAAUGAGACAGUAACAGAAAGGGGAGAUGAUUGGUGCAUGAAGGCUAUGUCAAAGAGAACAUACACUGAGUUUACAAAACAUUAGGAAAACCUUCCUAAUAUUGAUUUCCACCCCCUUUUGCUCUCAGAACAGCCUCAAUUCGUCAGGGCAUGAACUAUACAGUGAGGGAAAAAAGUAUUUGAUCCCCUGCUGGUUUUGUACGUUUGCCCACUGACAAAGAAAUGAUCAGUCUAUCAUUUUAAUGGUAGGUUAAUUUGAACAGUGAGAGACAGAAAAAUCCAGAAUAACGCAUGUAAAAAAUGUUAUAAAUUGAUUUGCAUUUUAAUGAGGGAAAUAAGUAUUUGACCCCCUCUCAAUCAGAAAGAUUUCUGGCUCCCAGGUGUCUUUUAUACAGGUAACGAGCUGAGAUUAGGAGCACACUCUUAAAGGGAGUGCUCCUAAUCUCAGUUUGUUACCUGUAUAAAAGACACCUGUCCACAGAAGCAAUCAAUCAAUCAGAUUCCAAACUCUCCACCAUGGCCAAACACCAAAGAGCUCUCCAAGGAUGUCAGGGACAAGAUUGUAGACCUACACAAGGCUGGAAUGGGCUACAAGACCAUCGCCAAGCAGCUUGGUGAGAAGGUGACAACAGUUGGUGCGAUUAUUAGCAAAUGGAAGAAACACAAAAGAACUGUCAAUCUCCCUCGACCUGGGGCUCCAUGCAAGAUCUCACCUCGUGGAGUUGCAAUGAUCAUGAGAACGGUGAGGAAUCAGCCCAGAACUACACGGGAGGAUCUUGUCAAUGACCUCAAGGCAGCUGGGACCAUAGUCACCAAGAAAACAAUUGGUAACACUCUACGCCGUGAAGGACUGAAAUCCUGCAGCGCCCGCAAGGUCCCCCUGCUCAAGAAAGCACAUAUACAUGCCCGUCUGAAGUUUGCCUAUGAACAUCUGAAUGAUUCAGAGGAGAACUGGGUGAAAGUGUUGUGGUCAGAUGAGACCAAAAUGGAGCUCUUUGACAUCAACUCAACUCGCCAUGUUUGGAGGAGGAGGAAUGCUGCCCAUGACCCCAAGAACACCAUCCCCACCGUCAAACAUAGAGGUGGAAACAUUAUGCUUUGGGGGUGUUUUUCUGCUAAGGGGACAGGACAACUUCACCGCAUCAAAGGGACGAUGGACGGGGCCAUGUACCGUCAAAUCGUGGGUGAGAACCUCCUUCCCUCAGCCAGGGCAUUGAAAAUGGGUCGUGGAUGGGUAUUCCAGCAUGACAAUGACCCAAAACACACGGCCAAGGCAACAAAGGAGUGGCUCAAGAAGAAGCACAUUAAGGUCCUGGAGUGGCCUAGCCAGUCUCCAGACCUUAAUCCCAUAGAAAAUCUGUGGAGGGAGCUGAAGGUUUGAGUUGCCAAACGUCAGCCUCGAAACCUUAAUGACUUGGAGAAGAUCUGCAAAGAGGAGUGGGACAAAAUCCCUCCUGAGAUGUGUGCAAACCUGGUGGCCAACUACAAGAAACGUCUGAUCUCUGUGAUUGCCAACAAGGGUUUUGCCACCAAGUACUAAGUCCUGUUUUGCAGAGGGGUCAAAUACUUAUUUCCCUCAUUAAAAUGCAAAUCAAUUUAUAACAUUAUUGACAUGCGUUUUUCUGGAUUUUUUGGUUGUUAUUCUGUCUCUCACUGUUCAAAUAAACCUACCAUUAAAAUUAUAGACUGAUCAUUUAUUUGUCAGUGGGCAAAUGUACAAAAUCAGCAGGGGAUCAAAUACUUUUUUCCCUCACUGUAUAACGCAGGGUUCUUCAAUUCCAGUCCUGGAGGGCCGAAACACUUCUGUUUUUUAUUUCUACCUCGUAGUUAAUUGCACUCACCUGGUGUCCCAGGUCUGAAUUAGCCCCUGAUUAGAAGGAGAGGAUGAAAAACAGAGGUGUUUCGGCCCUCCAGGACCUGAAUUGAAGAACCCUGGUAUAACGUGUCGAAAGCUUCCCACAGGAAUGCUGGCCCAUGUUGACUCCAAUGCUUCCCACAGUUGUGUCAAGUUGACUGGAUGUCCUUUGGGUGGUGGACCAUUCUUGAUACACACGGGAAACUGUUGAGUGUGAAAACCCAGCAGCAAUGUAGUUCUUGACACACUCAAACCGGUGCACCUGGCACCUACUACCAUACCCUGUUCAAAGGCACUUAAAUAUUUUGUCUUGCCCAUUCACCCUCUGAAUGGCACACAUUCACAAUCCAUGUCUCAAUUGUCGCAAUGCUUAAAAUUCCUUCUUUAACCUGUCUCUUCCCCUUCAUCUACAUUGAUUGACGUGGAUUUAACAGGUGACAUCAAUAAGGGAACAUAGCUUUCACCUGGAUUUACUUGGUUAGUCUAUGUCAUGGAAAGUGUAAUGUUUUGUACACUCAGUGUAAAUACAGUAUAAUUUUACUAGACCCUUAAGCACUGCUGGAGUCCUGCUCGAUAUACAGGCUUAUAACUGCUCCUGAGGUGUUAUACUAAUAAACAGGCCACUCUAAUGCUUUAAUGGGAUAGGUUUUCCAUGCCUCUCCACACAUUGUAGACUGCAAAAUUGGCCAAUUCCAGCAAUCCUUCGCUCCCCUGCUUGCUGAAUUACAGUCAAACUGUCAAAAAAGUUUUAUGAUGUUGGGCCUAGUCCUUUUGAAUGUGCACGCCAGGGCAACAAAACCCACAUCUCAUUUUAAUGUGGAAAGGCUGUAAACACCCAAUGUUCCUCAGUCAGUCAAAUGGAUGGAGCAGUCCAUACAUGUUCAGCACAGGUGUUUUCCAUAUAUGGCCAGGUAUUUGUCCAUAUAUGGUCAACACAGGUGUUUUCCUUAUAUGGCCAGGUAUUUGUCCAUAUAUGGUCAGCACAGGUGUUCUUCGUACAUGGCCAGGUAUUUGUCAAUACAUGGUCAGCACAGGUGUUUUCCGUAUAUGGCCAGGUAUUUGUCCAUAUAUGGUCAGUACAGGUGUUCUUCGUACAUGGCCAGGUAUUUGUCCAUAUAUGGUCAGUACAGGUGUUCUUCAUAUAUGGCCAGGUAUUUGUCCAUAUAUGGUCAGCACAGGUGUUCUUCGUACAUGGCCAGGUAUUUGUCAAUACAUGGUCAGUACAGGUGUUCUUCGUACAUGGCCAGGUAUUUGUCCAUACAUGAUCAGUACAAGUGUUCUUCGUACAUGGCCAGGUAUUUGUCCAUACAUGAUCAGUACAAGUGUCGUCCAUCCAUAUAGUAAAUGUGAACGAGAGGCUUGCAUUCUGCCUUCGAGUCUAGAGUGAAGAGAGACGCCCGUCAAUGGCGUGGAAUUUGCGCACACGGCAUAGCGUAUGCCAACGGAAAUCCAUAAUAAACAGUUAUAUAUGUUCGCUAUGAAGCCCCUGGGAAUUAUUGUUGUGAGUUACUUUUGACUCACCUUAGAUGUCCUACGGGAGCCACCGUACCUGUGCUAAACCCGAGUUGUUUAUAAACAACCAAGUCUUAUUCUUCUACGUAAACAGUCCUCAAGUUUUCCAGCCGUAGCCUGUCUAGGUUAUAUGCCUAUGAUCGAAAUCAACACAGUUAGGCUGCAAUUGUUUUCAAAUAUGUAGCCUAUUUGACUGAUAAACCUUAGCUUACAGCUCAAUACAUUUUAAACUACAUCUUUAGUCUACUUAGCAUAGAGGAACUGUAAUGAUCUUCCCUUUUCUACAAAUGACCCCACGCAAUCUAUCUGCUUAUUUGACCAGAAUUGCUCCACGUAGACGCAAGAAAAAUAGACUUGCUUUCUAAUUUGACGCGCUAUGAUGCCUUUGAUGCUCGUGGCCCUUCUGUUUUCUCUCACUCAUAUGCGUUCUAUUUCCAGCAUGAGCACACUUUCCAUUAGAAUUGAGCUUGAGGCUUGUGGCUGGCAGGGAUGUGAACUGGAAUGUGUGGAAUGAGUCUGGUCGCUGCAUUAAUCCAGCAGGGGGGAUCUGAAGGGGGUGUAGUAAUGGGGAAGCAGUCUGCCUACAGUCCACAGUGUGAGAUAGGCCCUGUCCACACUGUCUCGUGGCCGGUUGGGACUUCCCCUGGAGGAGCCAGGCCAACCAACAAUGAUCUUCAUUUUACUCUGGUUUGGACUCUGGUAUCUGCUGACUGACAUACUGCUUCUCACCACACAACACUUGGAUGAUGCCUUUAUUUGUUGCAGAGUGCAUCUGCUAUAAGUUAUCAGAGUUCAUUGUGAGACAUUUCCUCUCUCUUUUUUGUUAAACUGAUGAAAACUAGACUAUCCUCAAUUAAAGCUACAGACCACCAGUUUGUCUUCAUUAUCCACCACGGCCCAGUUGAUGUGUUGUACCUCUAUUUAUAUCAAACUGGUUUCUGAGGUCAUCCUCCUUCAAAGCCACUUUGUUAACAGCAAAAGCGACCUCUGGAGCUGGGUUUUCUGAGGCGAGUGUUUCCACUCCAUUGCCUCUCCUUAAUGCCGACAUCAGCCUUCAAUAGCGGAGGCUGGCCCAGGCCCAGCAGACCACAGGCUCACAAUGAGUUCACUGUCCGUGGGCUGAGAUCUGCUCCCUCUGCCCCUCUCUGCUCUUCUCCCUAUCCUCCCUUACAUUUACAUCAUUUAGCAGAGGCUCUUUUUUUUUCAUACUAUUUUUAUUUAUUUAUUUUUUUAGUCAUUUAGCAGACGCUCUUAUCCAGAGCGAUUUACAGGAGCAAUUAGGGUUAAGUGCCUUGCUCAAGGGCACAGCGACAGAUUUUUCACCUAGUCGGCUCGGGGAUUAGAACCAGCGACCUCUCGGUUACUGGCACAACGCUCUUAACCACUAAGCUACCUGCCGCCCCAUACUAGCCCCCCAUGGGAAACGAACCCACAACCCUGGCGUUGCAAACGCCAUGCUCUACCAACUGAGCUACACGGGACUACCCUUCUCUCCUCUCCAUUGCAAACGCCACAUGCAGAGCCACUGUGUUCCCGUCAAAGCCCAAAAUGUCCUCAAAUUUUUCACUUUGUCACAGGUUUGAAAGACAGUGACGUGUGUGUGUUUUCUUUUUUGUUGGUCUAUGGUGUAUGGAGGAGCUCAAGUGGAGCCAUCCAGCCAAGCCUAGUGGUUAACUUGUUAAUUAGGUUAUAAAUUAUUAAGUAAUUAUUAUAUUAUUUUGAACAUUAAUAACAAAACUUUUGGUACUGCCUUUUUCCUUCCCAUGAUACAGUCCAUUACUAAAUAAUUGGCCAAACACUGUACAACUGAAUAGGUUUUGUAAUCAUUUUUAUACUCUCUUCAAAUAUUUUAACAACCAAUCCUAUCCUAUUCCAUGGAGCAGCCUCUUGAGGCUAUCCAAAAUAAUCAAGUCAUGUGAAGCUGGAAAGAACACUACCAAUCAUGUGAAUCCCACACAACGGUUCUUAUGACUAGGCUAUAAAGCAAUGUUACAGAAAUAACAGCUCUGCUUGGUUCCCCAUCUAUGCCCACCAUGGCUUCUACCCCUCAAAUAGUCAUCAGAGUUCUUGGAGAGGUUGUUGAGGUCGAAACAUUGGCAUUAAUUAAUGGAAUUCGAGAGCGUCCAGGCUUGUGUCGUUACCGUGUCCAGGGGUGUGAAAGACCUUAAUAUCCGAGAGAGAGUGUCACUUCCAGUGACUCAGGAAGAGGUCAUGGGAAAUGUCAGUGGCCAGCCACCAUCUGUAGAAUCUGUAGCGGAGACGGUGGAAGGCUGUUUGCCUCAGCUCAGAAGGAAGAGGGGGAAAUCCCAUUUGGAGGAGGGAGAAACAAAUAAAACAUGUCCCGCUUCUGAGUCUGGUUUAAUAUCAAUAUCAAGUUUCCAAUGUAGUUCUUCAGAUGUGGUCAAAAACAUGAUUAUGGUAUUACGUCAAAUAAUUAAUAUAAUGCAAAGUAAACAUUAAUAUGACUGGCUGCCCACAAUAAGCAGAUUCCUGUUUUGCUACUUUCGUUGUAGAACUACUUUUAUUGCACGUCAAGACUUUUCUCCACACCCCUUUUAAUCCGCUAAGUGAGGAUGAAUGGAGAGGAGAUGUACAGUACCUACUUGCAUGCCCAGCAGCAGCCCAAACUCACUGUGUCAGACAAAGAUGGAAACCAGUAGCACCUCUGUCUCUGUUCCUAAGAGAUGGUGAAGACCUGCUAGAUUUGAACAUGACACGUUAAAUUCAUCACUUGUUACAUCACAGCGACAAUUCCAAAUGUCACAUGAAUUCAUCGGAAUGCUUUGUUGUGCACUAGCUUUGUUGUGCAUGUAUCUAGCCAUCUCGUAGCUCGGGGUGAAAUUCCUGAGAUAAUGAAGAAAUCUAAUAAAAUCAACGUUUAUUGGUCUCGUACAGUUUAUGUUAGAGCGGGUGCAGCUAAAUACUUAUGUAACUAGCUCCUAACAAUGCAGUAAAAGGUCAAACAAGUAUACAAAUAAUAAAAAACAAAAAAAUGCAUGAUGUAUAUGAAUAAUCCUCCAAUCAAAUAAUAUUUGGAAAUGAAAUAAUUUGAGUCAUUGAUGUCCAUGAAAAGCUGAUGAGGUUUAGCCUAGAGACUAGUGUUACUCCUCUGGUGAAAAGAUGCACCCCUGUCUUGAAUUAUUGACUGUGGUACCUCAUAGGAGCCAAUAUAAUAAUAAUGCACCACAAUCCUUUCCAUUCACCUUUCCACUGUGCAUCAUGAUUCUCCCAGAUUGGAUUGGCAUGUAUUCCCAGACACCAUCGGGUUAUUGAUGUCUUCAGGGGUAAAGCCGAUCUAACAUAGAGGUUCUCCUCCUCGGUACAGAUACAGAUUGGACAGAAGGCUGUCUUCAGGGCUACGAUGCUGUUCUGCUUCUGA
This is a messenger RNA of Coregonus sp. 'balchen', 43557 nucleotides long. Lineage: Eukaryota; Metazoa; Chordata; Actinopteri; Salmoniformes; Salmonidae. The record is from the annotation of a GenBank genome assembly.